Neltuma alba is the source of this 1098-nucleotide messenger RNA. RefSeq lists its product as uncharacterized. NCBI's taxonomy places the organism in Eukaryota, Viridiplantae, Streptophyta, Magnoliopsida, Fabales, Fabaceae. The record is from RefSeq and is a predicted model, not a curated record. Bases 141 to 794 code for a protein of 217 amino acids. The transcript has 2 exons.
AUCUUUGUCCCACCUCCUUUAAAGCAUACCUCAACGCUCUUCCACACCCAAAAUUUCUUUUUCCCGGCGCAAACACAGCAAAAUAUCAUAGACCUCAAAACCAACAACCCAAGAGAAGCAAGCAAGGAUCUUCCUCAGAAAUGAAGCUAGUUUGGUCCCCAGAGACAGCAUCAAAAGCGUAUAUCGACACAGUUAAAUCUUGUGAGAUUUUCCGUGAAUCAGGCGUGGCUGAGCUUGUUUCGGCCAUGGCUGCAGGAUGGAACGCACAGCUCAUCGUGGAAACUUGGUCACUUGGCGGAGUUAUGCCCACAAGCAAAGGCUUGGAAAUAGCAAGUCGUCACACGGGUGGCCGGCAUGUAUGUAUAGUCCCCGAUGAACGGUCAAGAUCAGAAUACGUUCGUAACAUGGCCGACGCUGGCAUGUCACCGGAGUUGAUCGUGGGAGAAGCAGAGGAAGUCAUGAACGGCUUGUCAGGCAUAGACUUCUUGGUGGUGGACUCUCGCCGGAAGGACUUCUCGAGAGUGCUGAGACUCGCAAAACUGAGCAGCAAGGGGGCCGUGCUGGUAUGCAAGAACGCAAACUCGAGGGCCAGUUCCGGCUUUAAAUGGCGGUGCGUUCUUGACGAAAGAUCAAGGCGUCUUGUUCGGUCGGUGUUCCUUCCGGUGGGAAAAGGGCUCGAUAUGGCACACGUCUCCGCCCUAGGGGGCAAUUCAGGAUCAUCCGUCAAAGGCGGCAAGAGAUGGAUCAAACAUGUUGAUCAACAUUCAGGAGAGGUGCACGUUAUCCGGCGGUGAAUCCUGGGUCCAAGUGUCCACUUCAAUGACAAAGACAGGGCCAUUUUUCUCAUUUUGUAAAUACAUCAUAUUAAGAGUCUUUCUUUCUCAUUUCUUUACAAUCUUUUUACCUUUGAUGGUUGAUUAAUACUGGCAAGAGCCUGGAGAUUUGGUUAAAUUAUCUUCAUUCUUGGUUCUUUGGUUGGAGGAGUUUGACAUGUAGGAUACAAGUAAUAGUUGCAAUAGCAAGAAGAUUUACUGUAGCAUGUAAAUGACAUGAUGGUAUUAUGAAAGUGUUUUUGCAUCACCGUCAUCGGCGGAUGUA